AGCAGUGAAACAGAUAUAGAACUUGAUUACUAACUAAGCAUGUCAAGUCCUCAAAAACUUUCCAUUUUUAGUUUCCAUCUUCUCUUCCUUUCCUUACUUCCAUUGAAGAUUACCUCUUCACCAAGAACACAAGCCGAAGCCCUCAUCCAAUGGAAGAACACCUUGCUUUUCUCUCCAGUUUCUCUCAACUCUUGGUCAACAGCAAACAUCAACAAUCUCUGCAACUGGACUUCCAUUGCUUGUGACAGCACUGGCAUGGUCUCUGAAGUAAACCUCUUCAGUGCUAACAUCACUGGAACACUCAGCCAAUUCGAUUUCACACAAUUUUUAAAUCUCACACGCUUCGAUGUCAAGAAUAACAGUCUCAGUGGACCAAUACCUUCUGCCAUUAGUAACCUGUCGAAGCUCAUUCUCCUGGAUUUGAGCAACAAUUCUUUUGGAGGCAACAUACCGCCGGUGCUAGGGCGAUUGACGGAGCUUCAAUAUCUCAGUUUGUUCAACAACAAUCUCAAUGGUACCAUCUCUACCCAAAUUAGCAAUCUUAAAAAAUUGUGGUACUUAGACCUUGGCUGGAACAAAUUGAACUCUCCUGAUUGGUCCCAAUUUUCAGCCAUGCCAUUUUUAAGACACCUCAAUCUAGGGAACAAUUCACUUAGUUUGGAUUUUCCUAGUUUCGUAGCUGAUUGCGGGAAUUUGACUUUUCUAGACUUGUCAGUGAAUCAUUUGACUGGGUCAAUACCGGAAUCAGUUUUUGCCAAUCUGGGCCAGCUUCAGUAUCUCAAUCUCACAAACAAUUCAUUCCAAGGACCAUUGUCAUCAAACAUAUCCAAGCUUUCCAAGCUCAUAAAGCUCCAUCUAGGAACCAAUAAGUUAAAGGGCCCGAUUCCUGAGAGCAUAGGAUUCAUGUCUGAUCUUCAAACUUUGGAAUUGUUUGAAAAUUCAUUUGAAGGGAAGGUUCCAUCUUCUUUAGGACAACUAUCAAAGCUCCAGAUACUUGAUUUUCACUCGAAUGGCUUGAACUCUACAAUUCCGUCUGAGCUUGGUUCUUGUGCUAACCUCUCCUUUCUGGCCUUAGCCGAUAAUCAACUUACUGGGGAAUUACCUAUGUCGUUGUCCAAACUCACCAAAAUAUCCGAGCUGGGUUUGUCAAAUAAUUCUCUUUCCGGUCAGAUCCUGCCAUCUCUCAUCACUAAUUGGACUAACUUGAUCUCACUGCAACUCCAAUACAACUCUUUCACAGGAAAGAUUCCACCAGAAAUUGGCUUAUUGACAAAGCUCAACUAUCUCUUCUUGUUUAACAACAAGCUAUCGGGGUUGAUUCCCACCGAGAUAGGGAACUUGGAAAAUCUAAUAAUGUUAAGCCUUUCAGCAAACCAGCUUUCAGGUUCAAUUCCGUCGACAAUAUGGGGUCUUAAGAACCUAGAACUCUUGCAACUUUUUGAAAAUAAUCUCAACGGUACUAUUCCACCAGAGAUCGGUAAUAUGACGUCGCUGUCCUCUUUUAACCUUGACUCAAACCAACUAUAUGGGGAGUUGCCAGAGACCAUUUCUCGCCUCACUAAUUUACAGGGCUUCUCAUUGCAUACCAACAAUUUCUCAGGAAGAAUUCCUCGGGAUUUUGGGAGAUAUAUUCCGCAGUUGGCUUAUGUUAGCUUUUCCAACAACAGCUUCUCUGGGGAAUUGCCUCCUGAAUUAUGUAGUGGCUUUGCUCUUGAAUACUUUAGCGUUAAUGGCAACAACUUCUCAGGGCCGUUGCCAGCUUGCUUGAGAUCUUGUAGUGGACUAAAUAGAGUUCGUCUUGAUGGGAACCGAUUUUCCGGUGACAUUACAAAUGCAUUUGGAGUUCAUCCAAAUCUUGAAUAUAUUACUCUUAGUGACAACCAAUUCAUCGGUGAAAUCUCUCCAGAAUGGGGAGAAUGUAAAAGCCUUACCAAUCUACAGAUGGAUAGGAAUCGAAUUUCGGGUGAAAUACCAGCUGAGCUUGGGAAUUUGACACGGUUGCAGGUGCUAACUCUAAGCUCAAACGAGUUGGUUGGGAAUAUUCCUACUGAGCUAGGAAAUUUAAAAAUGUUGUUUAACAUCAAUCUGAGUCAAAAUCAUCUGUCAGGACAAAUCCCUCGGAGUAUAGGUAAUUUAGUAGAUCUUCAAUAUUUAGAUUUGUCAAAGAACAGCUUGACAGGGAUAACACCAGAAGAGCUCGAGUACUGUGACAAGUUAUUGAGCCUGAGCAUGAGCCACAACAAUUUAUCUGGUGCCAUUCCACGUGGGCUAGGGAGCUUGAUUUUCCUGCAGUAUUCAUUGGACCUUAGCAGCAAUUCAUUGUCAGGGAAAAUCCCUCCAGAGUUGGGAAAACUUGUUUCACUGGAGAAUCUUAAUGUUUCACAUAACGAUCUCUCUGGUGAAAUCCCAACAACAUUACCCGGCAUGGUAAGUCUUCAUUCAUUUGAUUUCUCCUACAAUGAGUUGACAGGUCCAAUUCCAACUGGUGGUCCAUUCCAAAAUGCCUCCAGUGAAGCCUUUGCUGGAAACUCAGGUUUGUGUGGGAAUGUCGAAGGAUUGCCUCCUUGUAAUUCAAUUUCAACCAGCAAAAAGUCCAGAAUGCGUACUGUGAAGGUGGUUGUUGGUGUAGUGCUUUCGGCCUUUGGCGUAUUAGCAUUAAUUGCUGCUGCAGUUUUUGCACGUCAUCGCCUAAGAAAUCAACCGGAUGGGGAAGCUGAAGGUAGUGAGUUUGAAGGUUCUGAGUCGACAUGGUUUAAAGGAAAAAAUUUUAAAUUUAGCGACAUUGUAAAAUCGACCGAGGAUUUCAAUGAAAAGUAUUGCAUUGGGAAAGGAGGAUUUGGAAGUGUUUACAGAGCAUGGUUGCCCACAGGUCAAAUAGUUGCGGUUAAAAAACUCAAUAUAUCAGACUCCAGUGGUGUUCUAGUUACCAAUCGCCAGAGUUUUGAGAAUGAAAUUCGUCUACUGACAGAAGUUAGGCACAGAAAUAUCAUCAAGUUAUACGGGUUCUGUUCUCAUAGGGAGCUUAUAUACUUAGUUUAUGAGUAUAUGGAGAGAGGAAGUUUGAAAAGUGUACUGUAUGGAAAAGAAGGGGAAGUGGAGCUAGGCUGGGCUACAAGGGUGAAACUUGUAAAAGGACUGGCUCAUGCAAUUGCUUACUUGCACCAUGACUGCUCUCCACCAAUUAUUCACCGAGACAUAUCUUCGAGUAACGUUUUGCUGGAAACGGGACUUGAACCAAAACUCUCAGAUUUUGGCAUUGCAAGAUCGUUGGAUCCAAAUUCAUCUAAUUGGACAUCAGUUGCAGGUUACUUUGGCUACAUGGCUCCAGAGCUUGCACUCACAGUGCGGCUCACAGAUAAAUGUGAUGUCUACAGCUUUGGUGUAGUGACAUUGGAGGUUAUGAUGGGAAGGCAUCCAGGGGAACUCUUGAAUCCCCAAUCAUCAUCAACUCUGUCAGCAGAAAAUACAGAAGUGUUGUUGAAGGAUUUGCUAGACCAACGACUCCCUCCUCCCACAGGCCAAAUAGCAGAGGAAGUCGUGUUUGUAGUGACCAUGGGCUUAGCGUGCACAAAUACCAGGGCAGAGUCAAGACCCACCAUGCGUUUUGUGGCAGAGGAACUAUCAGCAAGAACACAGGCUUCCGUGAGUGAGCCACUUGAAAAGAUUACCGUUAGCAAGCUAACUGGAUAUCAGAAGUAA
Molecule: messenger RNA, 3699 nt
Organism: Theobroma umbraticum
Lineage: Eukaryota; Viridiplantae; Streptophyta; Magnoliopsida; Malvales; Malvaceae
Biological process (GO): protein phosphorylation
Molecular function (GO): ATP binding; protein binding; protein kinase activity
Source: RefSeq, a predicted model, not a curated record